Molecule: messenger RNA, 1392 nt
Organism: Diuraphis noxia (Russian wheat aphid)
Lineage: Eukaryota; Metazoa; Arthropoda; Insecta; Hemiptera; Aphididae
Product: puratrophin-1
Molecular function (GO): guanyl-nucleotide exchange factor activity
Source: RefSeq, a predicted model, not a curated record
CCAAUCGGUUGCUGCUCAGGCGGCGCACCGCCGUCUGACGCGUACCUGUCACUGGACGUGGCCAGUGCCGGACUGACGGUGAACUGGGUGGGCUCAGGUGCCCGGCUCCGGAGCCGACUGUCCACCGAUAACGCGGCYAUGCUGGCCGGUGACCUGCAACAGCUGAGCGCCACGCUCAAACACUUGGUGGCAGUGGUCGACAGGUCGGUUCACAGGGUGCCACUGGACCGGAUACCGUACCCUUGCUACGGAUGUCAAGACCGGACGUGCCAGUCGCCGACACGACUACCACAUCAGACAUUUGCCACUGACAACGACGAUCGCACAAAAGUCGCCGUACAACAGCAGCAGCAAAACAAUGGCAGCAGCGUGUACGAUGACGCCGACAACUCUAUACCACACAUCGACUCCGACCCCGAGGACUCAACGACCCAAGACAGAUCCRGUCCGGCGGUCGACAAUGACGGCAUAACAGCUAUGAUACACCACCAAAAGCAAUCUCAGCAGUCCAUCCGAGUACCAAAGUCCAUUCGUGACCUAUCGGAAGACGUUCUCACGUCGGGCGUACAAUUUCCAGGAGCCGUGGACCGACAGGGUAACGCGGUGAUUUUAUGGGUCGAAGGACAGUCCGGGCAUAGCUCAGWGACCAUGUCAGAUGUGAAUGCGGCAGAGCUUAUUUUGUACUACGCGUCUCUGAGAAACAGAAACGAAAGGAACUCGUCGUUGACCAUCUUGGUACACGAGAACAGCUGCACAAGCAUAGAAUUCGUCGAUUGUGUACUGGAACUGAUAAAGCAUCAAGUUUCCGUGGACAAAGUGAUUUUUUGCACGAAGCGACACGCAGAAGGAAACCGUCUGAAGUAUAGCCAAAUUCGGUGUUACGCCGUCAAUUCGUACAACGGUCUCCUGGAGUUCUUUGAGGACAGUCAGAUCCCGUCGGCUUGUGGCGGCCCGUACACACACAGCCAACUUGAAUGGAUUGAUUUCUAUAAGGAGUCGGAGAGGCUGACUUGUUUGAGUCAGACUGCCGGAAAUCGACUCGUGACGGCCAUUGCGGACAUGGGAAAGGCGCAACAAGAACGUAAUGCAAUAUCUAAAUUUUUGGACGACUCGGAUAUUAAAAAUUUACUUCAAGACGCCAGACAGAGCAUGGAAAUACUAGAACAACAUGCACGCUGGUUGAACGAAGACAGAUUUGUGAUGUCGAGUUUUGAGGACGUGAAGAAGUUCCACGGCGAAGUCGAGGGCGCCGCAGUCCGGCUGGAAGAACUGCUAUUGCAGAAGAAAAAGAAAAUAAUGCAAGCAGCCAGAGUCAACGCUUUGGAGGCCGAAACACACGAGGUAACCACCAAUGCCCGUGAUAGUGAUGUUGUAUACUUUGUACAACUUUAG